UACUACAUACUGACAUAAAACGAGAUUUAUCUACCGGGAUAAGAUUAAAGCGUCAAAAAUUGAUCACAAUUUUUUAUACCUUUUAUCGUGUAUAAGGAGUGUAAGUAAUCUACUUUUGUGUUGAGGCUUGUUUAGACCCAGAAUUUCAAACAUGAAUACGAUGGGCACUUGCGAAUUAGCUGAUAGAGCAUUUUAGUAUUAUUGUUAAGGUUUUGUCGGUUGCAAGGAUAGUUAUUCGUUAACCUUAUCGUAUAUCGAUUAUUUGUUUGAUUAGUUAUUAGUUAGAAAAUACGAUUCGAACAGCAUUGCCGAAAAGGUACAGUACGCUUAACAGCAUGUAUGUACUGAACAAAUUGUCACACAGCCCCGAUUACGUGGAAUAGAAUAAUAGAUAACUAACAAUCUUCAUUAUGUUUAUAACUAGAAAACGUUUGUAUCAUUGUGAAAGCUUACAAUAAAAGUUGUACAAUAAUUCAGUGCAAAAAUGUACUUACAAAAUUGUGAAAGGGUGAACUUGAAGGAAUCACGUGAAUCUAAGUUGAACUUUACAAGAAUAGUCAUUAUCAUAAUGGCCGGAGUUUGUAUUGUCGGUACUUUGCAAUUGUACACAAAAACUUCUUUAAUUCCAUCAGAUUCAACCACAAAAAGAAGUCUAACACGAAUAGAACAAUCGUUACAGAUUACUCGAAUCGAAACAAUUUCCAAGAAAGGCUUCGGGAGUUAUGGAAUAUCCCUGAAAUUUCGUAUGAGAAAAAUCCCUCCUGGCAACACCACAUCAAACAUUAUUGGAUCCGAUAAACUACGGAUUGACGACAACAAUAACGAUAUUCGAAAUGUAUUCAGAUCGCAAGUAUGUCAAAACAAUACAGUUUGUAAAAGAAAACUGUCGCUUGAAAUUUUGACAUAUAUUUUCAAGAGGAUAAAUGACACCAGGUAUAAAAUACCUAACGUCGUUCAUUAUAUUUGGUUCGGUUGCGAAAGAGAGUUCGACUUCUACCAUUAUAUCAGUAUGCUGACUUCAAUCAGAAAUCUGAAACCAACUGCAAUAAUUUUGCAUUCUGAUUGUGAACCUAGUGGCCUGUGGUGGGAGAGGAUCAGGAAGUACCAAAAAGUUUAUGCAGUUUUUCAUUCACCGCCUACGAAGAUUUAUGAACACCAAUUGCAUCGCGUUCAUCACCAAGCGGAUGUUGCAAGACUUGAUAUACUGCUGAAAUGGGGAGGAAUUUAUUUAGACGAUACUGUCCUUGUUGUGAAAUCUUUUGAUACUUUGAGAAAUUAUUCUGCUGUUUUACCAUUCCAGGAGCACGGGCUGUUGAACAACGGUGUAAUUUUGAGCGAGCGUAAUUCCUCAUUUCUGCAAAGGUGGAGAACGGAAAGUUACAAAGAUUAUAGGGAACAAUCAUGGGCAUACAAUUCAUGUCGAUAUCCAUGGAGAUUAUGGGUGUCAAAUGAAACGUCCGACAUCCACGUCGAAAUGACAUCAUUUCUUCCGAAAUGGGAUGGCUGGAAAUCGGUGUUUUUAAUGAAGUAUCCCUAUGAAAAAAACUACGCGAUCCACCUAUGGACACAUCCUAUUAAAAGACUGAAGGUGGAAUUCAAAUAUCCUGGUGCCAUCAAAACGAUGGACACAACAUUUGGUGAGAUUGCAAGAAAAGCACUGUAUAAUACAACAAAUUUCAUGUCACAUCGGUUAACAUAGAUUUGAUGGCAUAAUUUGGAAAGAAAUGAAAGGACAAAUCACUAAACAAAAUGAAGAUAAAAAUAUUUCUAAUUUAUAUUUUCUACCUCAAACACUUACUGUUACUGAGACAUAAGCCGACAAGGUUGUACUUUCGACCACAUAUUUAUCGCCAUCAAAUUUUUAUUAAAAUAUAGUGUCAUGUAAUGAA
Styela clava is the source of this 1889-nucleotide messenger RNA. RefSeq lists its product as uncharacterized. Lineage: Eukaryota; Metazoa; Chordata; Ascidiacea; Stolidobranchia; Styelidae. The record is from RefSeq and is a predicted model, not a curated record.